Erythranthe guttata (spotted monkey flower) is the source of this 542-nucleotide messenger RNA. RefSeq names its product two-component response regulator 24. NCBI's taxonomy places the organism in Eukaryota, Viridiplantae, Streptophyta, Magnoliopsida, Lamiales, Phrymaceae. The record is from RefSeq and is a predicted model, not a curated record. Gene Ontology annotation, biological process: phosphorelay signal transduction system.
UGCAUGCAUGGUGUUAUUUAUUAUUUUAAUUUAUUUUUCUUUUAUUUGGAAGAAAGGUGGUGGCUAAAGAAAUGGAGGAAGGUAAGAGAGUUUGCGCGUUGGUUGUGGACGACGAUAGGCUGUCCCAAAGAGUUCAUGCGGCGCUGCUAAGAAAGUACGGAAUAUUGGAGACGGAGGUUGUAGAAAACGGGAAAGAAGCCGUUGACCUUUUCAAGUCCGGGAAGACUUUUGACCUAGUCAUUAUGGACUUGGAGAUGCCGGUCAUGGAUGGUUCAGAGGCAACUCGCGAGCUGAGGGAAAUGGGAGUGACGAGUAUGAUAGUAGGGGUGACUGCUUGCGAGGUGGAAGCCGAGAAGGCAGAGUUCAUGAGGGCGGGGCUCGACGCUUGUUGGGACAAGCCAUUGAGUGGAUCAGCGAUUAUUGCCAUGCUGGAUGAGCUUGCUAAAAAAUUGCUCUAGAUGGAUUGUAUACCAUAUAUAUAUUUAUAUGGUUAGUUCAAUUUCGUUUUAAUUUCCCAUAAUAAAACAAUAAAAUAGAUUUCC